AUGAAGUGGUUGGUACUCAUCGCCAUUUCUGCAGUUUCCGCCAAUGCUGAAUUCUACGCUGCGCUUGGAGAGUUUUGCGGCACAGCUGACAAUGGAGACGCACACCAAUGCCAGGGUGGGUUGUCAUGCUACAUGCACAAAUGCACUGCCGGGGGAAACCUACGUGGCCACGCUGGACACGCUGCCUAUGACUACGGGCACGCAAUGAGUUACGCUCACCAUUCUGUGCACUAUCCUUCGUCAUACUCUCACUAUUCCACGGUGCACUAUCCAGCCUCCUACGUUCAUCACGUCCAUCAUGUUGUGCAUGUGGUGCACUCUCCAGCACCAGCCGCACCAGCCAUUCACACCGUGCAGGUUCCAGCACCGGCGGUUCAUCAUGUCUAUCACACAGUGCAGGUUCCAGCACCGGCGGUUCAUCAUGUCUAUCACACCGUGCAGGUUCCAGCACCGGCCGUUCAGCAUACCUAUCACGUCGCCCAUGUGGAACCAGCGGUUCAUCAUACAACCUAUCAUACCGUGCAGGUUCCAAUGCAGCACUCAGCAACUUAUGUGUCUCCCACAGUGGCGCAUUACCCAGCCAACUACCCAGCUGCUUAUCCAGCAACAGCGCAGGCGCCCGUGCAGACCUUUGACACAUCAGCGUGGACCUCUGCAAAGCCUUCUGACUUCACCAUGGAGAAUCAGAUGUGCAGCUCCACUACGGGCUUGGGAGCCAAUGGAAAGCCAUGCGCUCCCUGGCUUGGCUGCUAUGUGCAAACAGCCCGGACUUGGCCAUUUUUUGGGCACUACGCUCACAGCCCGGCCAUUGGAACCGCUAUUUGCAAGCCUAAAGUUGUUCAAGUUGGUCAACGCUGUGGGGCUGCGCUGACGACCUACAGCAACAUCAACGUCGGGCGAUGCCCAAUGUAUUCCCACUGCGUUUCAGAUGUCACCUACACACAAGGCUUGUUGGGAGCUGGCACAUGCUUUCAGAGUCCGUGGGAGAGGUUGGGAGAUUUUUUCGACCCUUGGCACAACUACAUCCACCCUUGGAACAACUACGUCCGAUGA
Durusdinium trenchii is the source of this 1053-nucleotide messenger RNA. NCBI's taxonomy places the organism in Eukaryota, Dinophyceae, Suessiales, Symbiodiniaceae. The record is from the annotation of a GenBank genome assembly.